CCGACGACGCCCGCCUGGUAGCCCGCCCCGUAUCCGCACCCUGCAGCGUCCUCCCCCUUUGGACGCGCAAAAUGCAGCUCUCACCAAGUCGCCUCCCCCGGCUGGCCCUCUCGCAACCCCCACUCGCGUCGUCCCUAAUCACCCCGACUCAUCCCAAUGAUCCCAGAACCUCGUCGAUGGGUCCAUCCCCCCCUCCCCCUACCCAAGAUCAAGAAUCCAGCGUGAUGCCGAACCGGCUUGGUUCCGAUCUGGGCGCCGAUAAAAAGAGCUCCCUCGCCCAGCCUUAGCAUGCCUUGUUGAAAGCUUGGCGACUCAGAUCCGGUCUCACGCUUGCUUGUUUCUCACUACACCACCGUUCAUUCAUUCACUCCUGCUCGCGGUUCGGUGUACAGUUUUAGUCAUUCUUUUCCCCUUGCAGCAGCGCAGCCAAGCCCCAUCAUGAAGUCCGUUCUCUUCUUCGCGACCGCGGCCGCGGCCGCCGGUCCCUACCUGGCCUGGACCGCCGAGUCUUUCACCAAGCACGAGAUUGACAACAAGAAGCCCUUCCACUACACCAAGGCCGUCCUGUACGACGGUUUCGAGGCCGCAAUCGAGCUCACCAAGGACGAGGCCCUCGUCGACUGGUACCGCAGCCGCAUCGACGACCGCGUCGUCCUCGCCAACGGAAGCAUCCUCAACUGGAAGCCCACCCAUUACUCCCUCGAUGAGUACCGCAUCGGCAACAACAUUCUCUGGUGGUACGAGCGUACUGGCGAGGAGAAGUACAAGACGGCCGCCAAGACCAUCCGCGAGCAGCUCGACCGUCAUCCUCGCACCCUCGAGGGCGGCUUCUUCCACCGCAGCCCCGACUACGAUGACCAGAUGUGGCUCGACGGCAUCUUCAUGGCCGACUCCUUCUACGCCAAGUGGACUUCCCUCUUCGACAGCAAGAACACCACCGCCUGGAACGACAUUGUCAACCAGUUCGACGUUAUUGACGCCCACACCCGCAACCGCACCCUCAACCUGCUCUACCACGGCUUCGACGAGAAGAAGGAGGCCGUCUGGGCCAACAAGCAGACUGGUGCCUCGCCCCUGAUCUGGUCCCGUGCCGUCGGCUGGUACGCCGUCGCCCUCCUCGAGGUCAUCCCCCUGCUGCCCCGCGGCCACCCCGGCGUCGCCAAGCUGUCCAAGUACUUCACCACCCUUGCCGAGGGCCUGAAGAACUCCCAGGACAAGACCGGCGGCUGGUGGCUCAUCAUGGACCCUGCCUACGUCAGCCGCACCGGCAACUACAUCGAGUCUUCCGCCUCGGCCCUCUUCGUCUUCGCCUGGCUCAAGGGCAUCAAGCUCGGCCUGCUGCCCGAGCGCAAGUACUUCCCGGCGGCCGCCAAGGGCUACCAGGAGCUGACCACCUUUGUCGUCGAGAACGCCAACGGCACCGUCAACUGGGAUGGCACCGUCGAGGUCGGCUCGCUCAACAGCGACGCCAGCUUCGACUACUACACCUCGGUCCCCAUCGCCAUGAACGACUACAAGGGCGUCGGCCCCUGGAUGUUCGCCUCCUACGAGUGGGAGACGUUCAACCAGACCAAGCCUGCCACCCGCCCCCGCAGCCCGCGCACCUACAACCGCCGCUACCACUUUUAAA
Molecule: messenger RNA, 1630 nt
Organism: Colletotrichum destructivum
Lineage: Eukaryota; Fungi; Ascomycota; Sordariomycetes; Glomerellales; Glomerellaceae
Product: Putative six-hairpin glycosidase superfamily, glycosyl hydrolase, family 88
Exons: 2
Coding region: 439-1629 (396 amino acids)
Biological process (GO): carbohydrate metabolic process
Source: RefSeq, a predicted model, not a curated record